AUGGAGAACGGGCAGAAUGGUCAGAGUAGACAAUAUGCGGAUAGGAAGUGGCCCAAUGAAUCUCAGAAUGUGAAUGCGCCAUACCCUCUUCACACCAGCAUUGAACCAAUGGAGAACGGGCCGAGUGGUCAGAAUAGGCCAUUCGUGGAUGGAGAAUGGCGCCAUGGAUCCCAGAAUUUGAAUGUGCCUCAAGGCGGAAGUGCCAAUUCACAGGCCAGGAUAUAUGCGACACCCAACAAUAACACGACUUAUGACAGUUCAUACGACCCUCGAAGAUAUGAACAGUAUCCAAACCCUCUGAAAAAUCACGGAUCACAUUCAAUACCAAACAGCCAGCAAGAUAUUGGCAAUUUCUCUCAGCAACCUGCAGGUUUUGGCGCAUUCAAUAUGCCGAUAUGGAACCCCUUGAACAUGAACAUGAACGCAAUAAACCAACCCGGUGGUAGUAUUCCUUUCAUGAAUGCACCACUCCCAAACAGCCAAUUACCGCCAUUCCCGCCUAUGAUGCCGUAUAGUGCGCUGUUGCCUUUACAGAGAGUACAGCAUAUGAGCACCGUGCCAGGACCCACCUUGCAGCAAAGUCAACGACAGCGAUCAUCUACGCCACAAUUGGCAGUUCCCAGACCAACAAGUGCAUACACGCAGCAAGCCCUCCAGAAACCACAACAAGGCCCAAAACGACCACUGCUAGUCAUUCUUGACUUGAACGGUACUUUAAUCUACCGCAAACACCGCAAGUUGCCGCCAGUUUUUGCAAGACGCGAUGGGUUGAAGGAGUUUCUGGAUGUGCUGACGAAGAAUUACGCUGUCAUGAUUUGGACGAGUUCCAAGCCAACGACCCUCGCUCCCAUUGUCAAGCUUCUAUUCCCCACUAAGCGCAACAAAAAAGGACUGGUCGCUUGUUGGGGUCGUGACAAAUUUGGACUUACCAGCAGACAGUACAAUGCCAAGCUGCAGGUAUACAAAGAGCUGCACAAAGUAUGGAAUGACAAAAAUAUCCAGCUUAGACACCCAGGCUACAGUUCUGGCCAGCGAUGGGAUCAGACAAACACCAUUCUGAUUGAUGACAGCAAAAUCAAGGCCCUCAGCGAACCGUACAACAUUCUGGAAAUCCCCGAGUUCGUCAAUGAUCCAGCCAUUGACGAAUCAACACUUUUCAAAAAAGUCCUCGCAAGACUGGACGUACUCUCCCACCAUGACGAUGUCAGCAAAGUCUUCCGCGUAUGGGAGGAACGCCAGAUACAGCAAAACUGCAAGAUCCUAGACCUGGAUAUCACCCCCGAAAUGCCCGUGGAAUUGGACGAAGACUCCGAAGAUGGUGGAGCCAAGCUCCCGCCAACAGUACCCAGCGAAAAGCAGACAGAACCCAAAAAUUCACAAGAGGAAAAGAACGAAAAAAAGCAGAUAAAGAAAGCUCGACAGAAAGCCUCCAAAAAAGCCAGGAAAGAGAAAAAAGCCGCCCAAGAAGAAGCUGCCAAACAAGCUUUUCUAGCUGGACAAAAUGGGCCCGCGAAUCCCGAACCCUCAAUGCCAACGCCAGUGCCAGCGCCAAAAACACGUCUGGGCGCAAGAGCCCGGAAACGCCUCAAGAUGGAACAACAAGGCGCCGUCGACGCAGGUCCCGUUACCCCAUCCAGCAUCCAAGCUAGAGAGACCGGAUCUGAAAUACAAGACCCUAUCAUGGAUUCAUCUUCCCCUGCUGCAUUCACGAACCCCGAUCCUUCAAGUGCUGUUCACUCCGCCGCUGAGGAUAUGCCUACUUUCAAGUCCCAUUGCCGCCACCGUUCGAUUUCCUCGGUUUCUGAUACGUCUGUUGCAUCGAGGAACUCGCUUUUGGAUCGGUUGGAAGUUGGUCUGGGGCUCAAGAAGAAUUAA
This is a messenger RNA of Penicillium odoratum, 1875 nucleotides long. RefSeq names its product NIF domain protein. The record is from RefSeq and is a predicted model, not a curated record. The transcript has a single exon. Gene Ontology annotation, molecular function: phosphoprotein phosphatase activity. NCBI's taxonomy places the organism in Eukaryota, Fungi, Ascomycota, Eurotiomycetes, Eurotiales, Aspergillaceae. Bases 1 to 1875 code for a protein of 624 amino acids.